Messenger RNA from Nicotiana tabacum (common tobacco), 750 nucleotides. Lineage: Eukaryota; Viridiplantae; Streptophyta; Magnoliopsida; Solanales; Solanaceae. The record is from RefSeq and is a predicted model, not a curated record.
AUGGCCACUAGCUGUAAUGGUGGUCGGCCUUUCCCUAAGGAUUUAGCGGUGGAUAUUCUACUCAAGUUGCCAGUGGAGUCCUUGUUGCGAUUCAAAUGUGUCUGCAAGAACUGGUAUGAGAUAAUGAAGAGCCAUAGCUUCAUCAGAGAACACAUGAAUUGGAACAGCAAGAGCAAAUCCCCUCAAAUCUUGAUUUAUGAUUAUAGUGCCCCAGAUGAUUCCUCUCCAAUCACUUUUAUUUCGGUUUCAGAUGCUGGUGUACUUGAAAAUCCACCUGAUUAUCUCCAGGGCUUUAGAGCAUAUUCAACAUCUCCUUGUCAUUGGAAUCCUGCCACCGGGGAAGUGAGGCCCCUUCCUGUAGCCAACUUCGAGCUUCAACCAUCUUUCAGACAAAUCGACCGUCAAUUUGGGUUCGGAUUAGACCCCAUGACUAAUGACUACAAGGUUGUUUUGUUUCGGUCCUUCUGGGAUGACAUCAAAAAUCAUACUAUCCCUCGACAAUAUGCAACAGUUUAUUCUUGUUCUAGGGAUUCGUGGAGAAUCCUUGAACCUGCAAAUCUCAUACAUGAAUUCUGUGUAGAAGCCGUUGGUACUGCUUAUUUAAAUGGAACUUAUUAUUGGCUGCUAUGCGGUGGGGGUUGUACUUCUGAUGAUUGUAGCGAUCUUUCAUUUGACUUUGGCAAUGAGGUGUUUGUAGGGAUCGGAGGGCCAGAUGUUGGGCGUGUUAAAAUUGUCAAAAGUCCCACAUCG